Helianthus annuus (common sunflower) is the source of this 2814-nucleotide messenger RNA. Its product is annotated as glutamic acid-rich protein-like. NCBI's taxonomy places the organism in Eukaryota, Viridiplantae, Streptophyta, Magnoliopsida, Asterales, Asteraceae. The record is from RefSeq and is a predicted model, not a curated record. The transcript is spliced from 2 exons. Bases 1 to 2814 code for a protein of 937 amino acids.
AUGGGAUUUUCUGGUCAUCUUAAUGGAAAGAUGACUAAAACGAGUUUUUCAAAGGCUUAUAGAUACUUGAUGUACUGCAUGGUACACUCGUUGUCACACAGAAAAGGAGCAUAUGAUGAAGUAUCUGAUUACAUCAUGAAUAUAGUGACUAGUUUGGUAUUAAACAGAAGGUACAACAUUUCUCAAGUAAUCUUUGAAUAUAUGAAGGAGAACUACCAGGAUAAAGGAGACAAAUAUAUUAUGUAUCCAAGAUUCAUCAUGAUGCUGAUCAAUGACAAGAUCAAGGAUCUUCCAAAGAACAAAAGUGACAUCAUGGAUGUGAGAAACAUAACCAAUGAUACAAUUGCAAGAAUCACCAAAGAAAAUGAUGCAAAAACGAAGCAAAUGAUAUGUAAAAUCAAAAAUCCAAAAUAUGUUGCUCCUGAGAAUGACAAAUGGAGACAUGAGAAAAGUGAUUCUGAUAAUGAAGAUGCAAAGAUGAGUGAGAUGAUUGAAAAGAAAACAAGAUGGUGGUGUGCAAGAGAUGAGAAAAGCAAGAGAACUCCAAAGUCAUCCGCUGCUGUUUCUAUUCCAAAGGAUGGAGAAAAGGGGUCUUCUGGAGAACCGCAACAAAGACUGAUAGAUGAAACUGUCUUGGAGCCAUCUGUAGCUAUUGAGCAAGGAAUUGAUCUCUUAAAUCAAUCAUUUGAAAGCUAUCUGAAGAAGAAUGAGGAAGCAGCAGCUCAAAAAGCUCAAGGAUCGAGUGUUCAAGCUGAAGAUAUCACAACCAUUGAACCAGAGGUAGAGGAUCUGGAUAGUUCAAGCGAAGAUGAUUAUGAAGCAACACAAUCAGAAUCAGAAUUGGAUCGAACAACUCUUGGAAGAGGGAAAGCCCAGCUAAAGAAGAAGUCUUUAAAGAAAAAGAAAUCAUCUGAUGAAGAAGAUUCGUCUUAUGAACCAGAUGAACCAAAGAAACAAAGAAAGAAGAGAAAAGCAGUUCAAGCUGGAGUUAUUCCAAGAAAUGUUAGAGCAAGAAAAUCUGGUGCUGAAUCAUCAAAGGAGAAAGGAGGAAAGAAAGAAAAACAUAUUCAAAAGUCAAAGGCUCUUGAAACAGAAAAGACUCAGAGUGUUGAAACUCCAAAAGAACCUGAGGUACAAAGUACUGAAGAACCUGUGGUAAAAGCUCAGAAAAGAACUGGAGGUGAUGAUGACUAUGUUGAAAUCACUGGGUUCAAAGCUGCUACUCCACGUCCUCCUCCUCAAGAUAAACCAGAAUCGUCACAUCCAAAAGGUUCAAAGUUUGAUUAUAUAUUUGAAGGUCUUCCAGAAGCAACGGGGAUUUACACAGAGGACAUUCCUGAAGAUGACUAUGAUAUGUUCAACAAUGAAGCAGUACAAGAAUUGUUACAAAAGGUCAACAAGUUGGAAAAAGAAAAAGCCAAAACAGAAACAGAGCAUGAUAUUCUAAAGAAACAGGUCGAUAAUUUGAUGAACGCUCAUGAUCAAGUCAGAGCGGUGUUGAUAGAACAAGAGGAAGCAAUGAACAGAAUGAAAAAUGAAGCUCAUGAUAAUUCAAAAUUGUUUGAACUGUUGACAGCAGAAAUUGCUUCAUUGAAUGUGAAGAUAAAGAACUUGGAAGAUGUGAAUCAGACGCUUAAUCAGCUUCUCAUUGAGAUGAGUGAAGCUUCAUCAAAUGAAAUGAAGGCAAUUAAGUUAGAGAUGGAAGCCAUGAAGGGAGACAAAGUGGUGAAGGAUGAACAUCUACACAUGUUAUACUUUGUAAUGGAGAGUCACCUAAAGAUGGAAGUUCAUGCUGCCUUCAAUGAAAUUGAAGUAAAAAUAGCUGAGGAAAGAAGAAUCGAACGAGAAAGACGUCUAACUGAAGAAGCCACCCAAAAGAACAAAAGUGUGAUUGAAGAUAUUCAAGAAGCUGGUGGAUCUUCAAGUCAGCCAGAAGUUGGUGGAUCAUCAUCUCAGCAAGACAUUGAAAUGGUUGAUGUUCAAGAACAACAUGUUAAUGAGAUUCAAGAACAAGUCAUGGAAGAUAUCAUUGAUGAACAAGGUCAAGACUUCAUGAUGAUUGGUGAGUCUUCCGAACCCUUUGAUGUUAACAAUGUUCUUCGAAGAGUAGCUGUUAUUCAAAGAAAAAGAAAAGCUAGAGAAGUGUUAUUGCUGGAAUGGAAGAAAAAUCAGUUUGUCCUUGUUGGUGAUGCCACUUCAGUGCCUUAUAGUGGUAAGGAAAUUGCUUGUCGAAUGAAAAUAAAAGAAAGGAAAAGAAAGGCAAAGAUAGCACGUGGAGAAAUCGUUGAUGAUGAUUCUGAUAUAGAGUUAUUUGGAGACGAAGAAGAAGAAGAAGAUGAAGAUGAUAAUGAUGAUAAGAAAGAUGACAAGCUUGAUGAUAAUAAUGAUAAAGAUGAUAAAGGCAAUGAUGACAACGAUCAGGGUGCUUCCGGGUUAUUGAUCAGAGAUCCAAUUGUUCAAGAAAGAGUAGAAGAAUUGAUGAAUGAUGAAAUCAACGAACAAGAGGAUGAUUUACAGAAUGAAGCUUCAUCAUCCGGAAAGCAGCAUGCUGAUCAGGUACUUCUUUCAAACCCAACUGUCAUUUAUUUGAAUGUUCAACAAGAAGGAGAGGUUGAAGUUCGGAGAACUAGAGCUGAAAUGCUAGAAGAGCUGGGAUUAGAAGAUGGAAAGUUUAAGUUUGAUAUUGAGGAUGAGUUUCCUCAGUCUCCAGAAAAAGAUUUCGAGCCUAGAUAUGCUUAUGAAGUAGAUCAUUAUGAUGAUGUCAUUAUUGAAGAUGCUUCAGAUUCAUCCGAAGAUGAAGUUGAUUUUCAUUAA